GGCGGCGGCGGCGGCGGCGGCGGCGGCGGUGGUGGCGGCGGCGGCGGGGAGCGCUCGGCGCCCAUUCAUGAUCCAGCGUACGGGGCCGGUGGCCGGGAAAGCGGAGCCGGUGCCCGGUGAAACGGCACCGGUGCCGCCGGUAUGGAGACAUCGGGGCAUCUCCACGAUUCGGGCGUGGGGGACCUGGAGGAGGAUGGUCGGUGUCCGUGUCCGUUACCGGGGGAUGAACGGGCAGCAGCGGCUCCCGCCGCUUUGCCGCCGCUUCAGCACAGCCUGUUGCACUCCUCGCCCGGGUCGUUACGGGCCCCUCCUCCUCCUCCCGCCGCCCCCGCCGCCCUCCACCCUUCCUCCCGCCACGGCAGCCAGCUCAACCUCGGCGACCACCCGACGGGGCCCGGGGGGGGGCAGCGGCAAACACCGGCAGCCCAGCCCGCUGGUCCACCGGCGGGACAGCAACCCCUUCACCGAGAUCGCCAUGAGCUCCUGCAAGUACAGCGGGGGGGUGAUGAAGCCCCUCAGCCGCCUCAGCGCAUCCCGCAGGAACCUCAUCGAGGCCGAACCGGAGGCUCAACCGUUGCAGCUCUUCGGGGCCGGUGGACCCCCGGAGAUCGUCGUCUCCCGCGAGGACAACCACGCGCCCCCGCCCACCGGCCCGCUCGCCCGCCCGCCCGGCCGCCCCCCCGCCGCCUUCGCCAAGGGGCCCAAGCGCAAAGCGCAGAACAUCGGGUACCGGCUGGGGCACCGCCGGGCGCUUUUCGAGAAGCGCAAGCGCCUCAGCGACUACGCGCUCAUCUUCGGCAUGUUUGGCAUCGUCGUCAUGGUCAUUGAGACCGAGCUGUCCUGGGGGCUCUACUCCAAGGACUCCAUGUUCUCGCUGGCCCUGAAAUGCCUUAUCAGCCUCUCCACCGUCAUCCUGCUGGGCCUCAUCAUCGCCUACCACACGCGGGAGGUGCAGCUCUUUGUGAUCGACAAUGGCGCUGACGACUGGCGGAUAGCGAUGACGUACGAGCGCAUCCUCUACAUCAGCCUGGAGAUGCUGGUUUGUGCCAUACACCCCAUCCCUGGGGAGUACAAAUUUUUCUGGACAGCCCGCCUGGCUUUCUCGUACACGCCUUCACGGGCAGAGGCGGACGUGGACAUCAUCCUGUCCAUCCCCAUGUUCCUGCGCCUCUACCUGAUUGCUCGGGUGAUGCUGCUGCACAGCAAGCUCUUCACCGACGCCUCCUCGCGCAGCAUCGGGGCGCUCAACAAGAUCAACUUCAACACCCGCUUCGUCAUGAAGACCCUCAUGACCAUCUGCCCUGGGACGGUGCUGCUGGUCUUCAGCAUUUCCCUCUGGAUCAUCGCUGCGUGGACGGUCCGGGUGUGCGAGAGGUACCACGACCAGCAGGACGUAACCAGCAACUUCCUGGGUGCCAUGUGGCUCAUCUCCAUCACCUUCCUCUCCAUCGGCUACGGUGACAUGGUCCCGCACACCUACUGCGGGAAGGGGGUCUGCCUGCUCACCGGCAUCAUGGGUGCUGGCUGCACGGCGCUGGUGGUGGCGGUGGUGGCCAGGAAGCUGGAGCUCACCAAAGCCGAGAAGCACGUUCACAACUUCAUGAUGGACACGCAGCUGACGAAGCGGAUCAAGAACGCGGCAGCCAACGUCCUGCGGGAAACGUGGCUCAUCUACAAGCACACCAAGCUGCUGAAGAAGAUCGACCACGCUAAAGUCAGGAAGCACCAGAGGAAAUUCCUACAAGCCAUUCACCAGUUGCGGAGCGUGAAGAUGGAGCAGAGGAAGCUGAGCGACCAAGCCAACACCCUGGUGGACCUCUCGAAGAUGCAGAACGUGAUGUACGACCUCAUCACCGAGCUCAACGACCGCAGCGAGGACCUGGAGAAGCAGAUCAGCAGCCUGGAGUCCAAGCUGGAGCAGCUCAGCGCCAGCUUCAACUCCCUGCCCCUGCUGAUGGCUGACAUGCUGCGCCAGCAGCAGCAGCGCCUGCUCGCCGCCGUCUUGGAGGCGCGGGGGGUCAGCGUGCCGGUGGGCACCCCACAAACUCCUCUCUCUGAGAGCCCCAUCGGGGUCAGCUCCACCUCCUUCCCCACCCCUUACACGAGCUCAAGCAGCUGCUAAAACCGCAGCCCCUCAGCCCCCCAGGGAUAGGGGAAGCGUUUCCGCGCAGGUCCCGAGGUCUCCAUGGAUUUUCUUCUGGUCCUCGAUCCACUGCGGGACCCUUCGGCCGGAGCCGGUGGGACCAGCAGUGCCAAGCGCUGCUCGGAGCUUUGCCAACGCCUUGGUAUCGGGAAUCGCAUCCCCGUUCAGGUGCCUCUACACGUGGUGAAGGAAGGGGAUGGGAGGCGACGCCUCGGGCCAGCCCGCGCCAUGGCGUCCGGUGGUGUCCGGAAAACCCACGCUCAAUCUCAGGUCUUCACAUUUGAAAACAAAACAAAACAACAAGUCAGAAGCACUGAAGCAACGGAGACGCCGGAGGGAGAGUUUCCCCCCCCAGCCCUGCGUGGACCCCACCAGGGGCCGGGGCGCUCCCCUCACCCCCUGCCCCUCUCACCGGUGCAAAGCCCCGCCGGGCAGAUGCCAACGUGGUGGUUUCUCGCACAGGCUCUGACCUACGCUGCCCACGCUCCAUCCCAUCUCCCUACCAGGACCCCCACGCCACCCCCCUUGCAUUGCUGGGUGGGUGCCACUGUCUGGCUGUAACGUGCCCGGGGAUUUCUCUGGAGCCGUGAGUGUUUUCUGCCUGGGCAGAGCGAGGGAUGCUUCUUGUCUUCUGGUCCUCAGUGUCAUCUUCUGCCUGGAGACACGUGCCGGUGCCGGGAAAGCAGUGCCUAAAGCGUGUGGGGGCCGCGGGGGCCGGGCAGGGAUGUGGCAGUGGCCGAUGACGGGGCUGGCGGGCCAGCCCAGGUGCCAGGGUGGUCUCCAGGUGCUCACAUCGCCGCCCACCCAGGAGUCGUGUGUCCCCCCCCCCAGCAUUUUGGGAAGCCAGCAGGCUCUUUGCGCCGGAGGAAAAAACCCAUCAGCUACAACUGCCUCCGCUCGAUGCUCGAGCCCAGCAGGCAGCUCUGAAUCCACCGGGAUCGCUGAAUCCACCGGGAUCGCUGGCCACUGAUGUGGUCACGGGGGCAGGCGCUUCAUCUGUUUAAAACAAAGCCCAUCACCUUUGUGCCGCUUCUGCUGGGUUUGGUGGGGAUCAGCAGCACCAGCCGGCGCUGUGCCGGCGCUCAGCAUUAGCCGCUGCCCGCGCCUGCCAAAGCGCAGCCCCGCAGGCUCCUUUCGCUUGGUGUUUUUCAGUGCCGGCGUUCAGCUCCCUGAGGUACCCUCGGCAUCACCUGGCUCCUUCUGGAACCAGCCUUUUUCUGUUCUGCUUUCACCAUUUCCCCCUUUCCCCCCCUCCCAGUUCUGCCCUGGGGUCGUGGUGGGGCUCUGCUGAGUCCCUGCGUGGAGCCCUGCUGGGCUCCGGCUUUGGGGCUGGUGUUUGCUGCUUUCAAUGAAAACUCAGCAGAGGCUAUUUAUAUAUUUUUAAACAGAUGAAGUAACCGUGUAAUUACUCCACGAUAUUAAUUACACCUCACCCAGCAGUGUCAGUAAUUGUAAUCAAAGUCACUGUGUUAUUCCAGGUAUACUCAGCCUGUAAUCUUCUCCUUUGUAACUCUUUCCCUUCCAUAAAUAACGCUGGAUUUUGCGCGCACGUAGGCAGGGACGUACCAGCCCGAUGCCGAGGAAUUUCUGUGCAAAACUCCACUUGCCACUGGUGGUAGGUGGUUUACUCCUCGUGCCCUGCAAUUAAAGUUACGUAGAAAACAAGCAGGAGUUAGCGAGGAGCGCUCCCCCCUCCCUCCCGCUGGCCCCAGCGAGCGGCAGGAGGAGGAGGAGGAGGAGGAAGGUUGCAAGGCGGCAGCGGGGGUGCUGCAAAAUGAGCUGCCGGUGCUGCAGAGGUGGUGGCGUCGAGCGCGUUGGUAGCAGGGCCGUGAGCCGUGGCCGUUGCAUUAGAGGAGGGGCACAGCGCCGGCUGCCAGCCUGUCCUGGUCCUCAGCCAACAGGAGACCCUCAGCUUCUGGGCAUGAGCUGCUCUUUCCCUCUUCCAAGCUCUUCUCAUUAGUGUAAUUGCGGGGGGGUGGGGGGGUGGGCAGGAUGGCUGGGAGAAUGCUGCUGUCUGGGCAGGCCCCCAAGGUCUAUUCUGUUCCCCUCGUGCCUCGGGUGACCCUCAGCCCUACCUCCCCGGCAGGAGAAGCUUCUGCCCAGCUCUUCGAGGAGGUUUCCGGCGUGGUGAUGGAGAAGAGGUUGCAAAUCCUGAGAAUGAGCUUGAGACGCAGCAUCUCCACUGGUCUGCAGGCAGCCAGCAGAGAAAAAGGGUCCCGCGCUCCCCCGGGGCUCAUGGGGUGAGCUGCAGCCAUGCAUCGCGGGCAUCGGAGAGCCGGAGGAAGCGUUGGUGCUUGAGAAUCAAGGCGGCCAGUGGGAACCUCCUUAUGGGCUAAUGAUCCGGUCUGUGAAAUCAAACCAAGGCAAGAGCAGGCGCUGUUGGCUUGCUGGACCCCGGGGCGCUGCCGGGGAGCGAGGGGCUGGGGGUGAGAGCGUCAGGAUCGUGGCCGGAGCAAGAGAUCCUUGUCCUGGGACAAAGGCAAGGAUCUGCUUCAGCGGGAUUGCAAGAGGGCUGACGGGAGCCAGGCUGGGGCGGUGGGAUCUCUGCACCCCACACCCUGCAUCCCCCAGCCUCGCCCCUGCCCCACCUGCACCCCAAACAACCCCUCUGCCUGAGACCUUGCAGCCCUGGGUCUGCACCCUAUGCUCUGUGCCUCGCAUCCUGCAUCCUGCGCACCCCUGCCCCCCCAUCCUGCAUCCUGCGCACUCCUGCACCCCGUAUCCCACCUCCUGCAUCCUGCACCCCCCAUCCCACACCCUGAGUAUCCCAGCACCCACAUCCCACCUCCUGCAUCCCUGCACCCCCAAUCCCUCCUCCUGCAUCCCUGCACCCCCAUCCCACACCCUGAGCAUCCCUGCGCCCCCAUCCCACCUCCUGCACCCCCCAUCCCACACCCUGAGCAUCCCAUGCACCCUGCAGCACCCAUUCUGUACCCCAUCCUUCUCCCUGCCCCCCACCCUUUGCACCCCCAUACUGUACGCACACUCCUGCCAGUGCUUCAACACCGGUACUGGUAGCCCUGACCCAUCGCCCCAAGCACCAGGCUCACCGGACCCCACCAAGGCCGGCACCGGGACUAGCCCACCACCCAGCCCUGCUGCUGGGACCAGGGAGCUGCCCCGAGGCCACAGUGAGGGCAGAUAUCGGGGGGAGCCCCCAGCACAGCCCAGCCUGUGGUACCCCUGAUGCUGGGGGGCUCUGAGCCGGGGGUGCUGCUGCCCUGCUCCCUGCGAGCCACUCGUGGCCACCAGCAGUCGAGCAGCCUUGGUACAGGCAGCAGCCCUCCCAGUCAAGCCCAGCUGGUUGCUGGAGCUGGAGUUUCUCCUCCUGGCAAGGGGCUGGCAGCUCUCCGGUAAGCGGCUCCGGUAAACACUCCCCAGCUGGUGCUGCCUGCACCCCUGAGAACAUCGUUGUGGAGUCCUGCAGCCCAAAAGGCCCCGAGACAAGCAGAGAGAAAAGCUGGGACCAGCGACCCGGGGGGAGGAAAAGCACAAGAACAAAACUGCGCCGCAGAGUUAUAAUCCCAAAGAGAUGCCAACCUCCCGCAUCCGACCCCACGCGUCAACGGGGCUGAACCCCAAAGCCCCUCCAGGACCCACCUAACCACAGCCAGUCUCAUUUUCGGCACAGCCUCGGCGUAUUUUGUUGUUUUGGGGGGGUUUUUUUUUGGCUCCACGAACCUCCUCCCUGCGCCGCCUGCGAGGAAACGUGCUAGAAAGCCCCGAAAAUUAUCCUGUCCUCUCUGCAAACUCACAGACGUUUCUGUCCAGACUUAAGGAGCUUCGACCUGGGUUUGCAUCUUGCCUCUGUACCGCUCGCUUCUUUUUUAACAAUAGGGGAAAGCAUAAUAGUUUAUUUUAACUAUGAAAUAUAUUGCUAUAUUAUAAAGGU
Molecule: messenger RNA, 6035 nt
Organism: Falco peregrinus (peregrine falcon)
Lineage: Eukaryota; Metazoa; Chordata; Aves; Falconiformes; Falconidae
Gene: KCNN3
Product: potassium calcium-activated channel subfamily N member 3
Biological process (GO): potassium ion transmembrane transport
Cellular component (GO): neuronal cell body; neuron projection; plasma membrane
Molecular function (GO): calmodulin binding; small conductance calcium-activated potassium channel activity
Source: RefSeq, a predicted model, not a curated record